AUGGCAACCGUGGCACCACUGGCGGACGACUCCAAGCACGACAGGCUCGACGAGCUCGAGACUUCGCCCGAGCUCCACCACGCACACAAUGGACACGACGGCGGGGAAGGGCAGAAGCCUGCUGUGGCCAUGGAGGAGGCGGCCGGCAUGCAGGCCCCCGAGUUCCUGAGGCACAUGUCGAUGGAGGAUAGGCUGGAGAUGGAGAAGAGACUCAGAUGGAAGAUAGACCUGAGGCUGAUGCCCGCUGUUAUCAUCAUGUACAUCAUGAAUUACAUUGACCGGAACAACAUCGCUGCUACCCGUCUGGCCGAUAUCGAGAAGGAUAUCCCUCUGGCGUCUUCCGAGUUCCAGGCAAGUCAACCGUCAUUCGACAUGAAACCAAGACCAGAGUUGCUGACAGGCAAGUGCUUGAUACGUGAUAUAGACGGCUGUUAUUACGUCUUGAUGCAAAUCCCGUCCAACUUGUUUCUCAACAAGACUGGAAAGCCAGCUAUCUACUUGCCGACAUGCAUGAUCGUUUGGGGCGCGAUUUCUGCUGCGACCGCCGGCUGCAAGACCGUCGGUGGUCUCUACGCCAUUCGGUUCUUCCUUGGUUUCAUCGAGGCUGCGUAUUUUCCCGGCUGUCUCUACUACUUGUCCUGCUGGUACACCCGCAAGGAGCUCGGCCUGCGCACGGCCAUCCUGUACUCCGGGUCGCUGCUCUCGGGCGCCUUCUCGGGCCUCAUCGCCGCGGGCAUCACCAGCGGCAUGAACGGUUCGGGCGGACUGCGGGCGUGGAAGUGGCUCUUCAUCAUCGAGGGCGCCGUCACCAUCGCCAUCGCCGUCAUCUGCUACUUCGUCCUGCCCAACUUCCCGCGCACGACGUCGUGGCUGACCGAGGAGGAGCGCCUGCUGGCGGCGUGGCGCCUGGCCGAGGACAUCGGCGAGGACGACUGGGUCGACAGCAAGCACCAGACCUUUUGGCAGGGCGCCAAGAUGGCCUUCUCCGACGUCAAGACGUACGUGCUGCUGGUGCUGCUCUUUGGCUGCGUGGCCAGCGGCAGCGUGACCAACUUCUUCCCUACUGUCGUCGCCACGCUCAACUACGGCAACGUCGAGACGCUGCUGCUGACGUCGCCGCCGUACGUCCUGGCCGUCAUCACCAGCUACGCCAACGCCUACCACGCCGACCGCACGGGGGAGCGCUACUUCCACAUCGUGCUGCCGCUCUGCGUCUCGGUGGUCGCCUUCAUCCUGGCCGCGUGCACGACGGCCACGGCGCCGCGCUACGUGGCCAUGAUGCUCAUGGUCCCCGGCGUGUACACGGGCUACGUCGUGGCGCUGGCGUGGAUCAGCAACACGCUGCCGCGGCCGCCGGCCAAGCGCGCGGCGGCGCUGGCCUUCAUCAACGCCGUGUCCAACUGCAGCAGCAUCUACGCGAGCUACAUGUACCCCAACUCGGCCAAGCCGCGCUUCGCCGUGGCGUUCGCGGUCAACUGCGUCACGAGCGUGAUCGCCAUCGCCGCGGCGACGGUGCUGCGCUUCAUGCUCGUGCGGCUCAACCGCAAGCUCGAGCAGGGCAUCUUUGUCGAGGGCGCGAUCAACGCGGCGCCGGGCCAGGCGGCGCAGCACGGGUUCCGGUUCAAGGUGUGA
Thyridium curvatum is the source of this 1632-nucleotide messenger RNA. RefSeq lists its product as uncharacterized. The record is from RefSeq and is a predicted model, not a curated record. Gene Ontology annotation, biological process: transmembrane transport. Gene Ontology annotation, cellular component: membrane. The transcript is spliced from 6 exons. Lineage: Eukaryota; Fungi; Ascomycota; Sordariomycetes; Thyridiales; Thyridiaceae. Bases 1 to 1632 code for a protein of 543 amino acids. Gene Ontology annotation, molecular function: transmembrane transporter activity.